UUGAAGUGGUCGUUUAAAAAAUUUGUGUCUUGAAUUGAAACUCGGACUAGAAAAGGGUGGCCACUGGCCAGUAUACAAAUAAAACGUUUAAAAUCUAUCAUAGUUGUUGAGUCUAAAAAGUGAUUGUUUUUACGAUGAGUGAAACCGGUAACCGAUUGGAUCAGACAUGUAACGGAACUUUGCCCCACUUCCAAGAUGGUGAAAACAUCGUGGACUUUGUUCUGGCAUACGAAGAUAAGCCAGAAAUGGCCGAAAGGCGUAAGACCUUCGAGCGGAACCUGGAGAAGGCUGAGGGCCUGAAGGUCGAGUCCGAACGCUCGGAGGGUAUCCACUUCACCAAAAUUCACGUUCCACCGGACAUACUUGCGCGGUACUGCGAAAUCAUGCGUAUAAAGAUACCGAUCGCAGAACAGAAAAUAAGCACUUGCAUCAAGAAACCGAUCAAAGGUAAAAGUCAUAACGGAUUGACUGCGUCGUUGAGAAAGGUCCUCCCGCAGCGGAUAAUUGAUUUCCUAGGCCUCAAUCCCCAAUGCAAGACGGCGAUUUUGUACGAAUAUUCCCGAGAGAAGGGCUAUUUGUUCGAAAAAGAUCCUCUGAAGUCCAUCCCAGCGAGUGUUCGUACCUCGGUGGCACACUACAUUCUGAACAGAACGAAGAGUGGAGAAAACGAAGGAAGUCUAGAGGACAUCGGACUGACGAAGUUGCUGAAAGACGGAGUCUAUCAGGAUGCCUAUCCGCUACAUCUGGAUCACCCGGAAGAAGCGCAGCAGGAUGGGAAGCUGAAUCAACCGGAAAAGCACUGGGAUAGGCAGCGCUUACUGAAAGACUGGGCCUCCAUGGUCCACUGGAUAAAGUUACAACCGUUGAACGAGAUAAAGGAUUAUUUCGGCGAGAACGUGGCGAUGUACUUCGCCUGGCAAGGAUUCUACACGAACAUGCUGAUUUGGGCCUCGGGCGCAGGAUUGUUGUGCCUGCUGUACGGGCUGGUGACCUUCCGGAGCGACCGGGUCAGUCAGGACAUCUGCAAGGAUAACUCUACGAUCAUGUGUCCGCAGUGCGACAAACUGUGUGACUUCUGGCGGCUGGGGGAUACAUGCACGUCCUCCCGCCUAGCUCAUUUGUUCGAUAACAACUUUACGAUCUUUUUCGCAUUCUUCAUGUCCGUUUGGGCAUCGGUCUAUCUGAAAAUGUGGAAGCGCUACUCCUCAUAUAUCCAGUACCAGUGGGGCGUUCGGGACUACGAUGCCCAGGUGGAACCACCACGUCCACAGUACCUAGCACGGUUGAGGAGCCAAAACCGCAAGAACCCUGAUGACCCCGAGGGUGGCCCCGCCGACGCCGCCGCCACCGCGACACAGCAAGACAAUAAAAAGAUCGUCCUGAACACGUUGACUGGAAAGGAGGAACCUGCCCCGCGCUUUUGGACGCACAAGCUGCCCAGUCUAGUGUAUAGCUACUCCGUGAUUUUGCUUUUCAUCGGACUGGCCGUGGCCGCCGUUUUCGGCUUCGUAAUCUACCGAAUGUCCAUGUUGACGGCGCGCCACAUUUACGGAGAUCCUCAAGUGGCGUCCAACAGACGGCUCCUGUUCUCCUUGCUGGCCGCCGUCAUUGACUUGGCACUCUCGAUUGCGCUGGACUACGCGUACAAUGCGGUGGCCGUCCGGAUGACCAACAUCGAGUACCACCGGACGGAGAACGAGUACAACGAAAGCCUUAACCUGAAGAUCUACCUGUUCCAGUUCGUCAAUUACUACAGUUCGAUCUUCUACAUCGCCUUCCUGAAGGGGAAGUUCCCGGGAUACCCGGCCAAGUAUAACCGGAUUUUGGGCUUCCGGCAGGAGGAAUGCGACCCCGGAGGUUGCCUGAUGGAGCUGUGUAUCCAGCUGGCCACCAUAAUGAUCGGUAAACAGACCAUUUCGCUGAUUCGGGAAUUUACGAUCCCGUAUCUUCUGAGCAAGUAUCGAGAGCAGACGACGAAGACCAGUAGCUCAAACGAGAAAGAAACCUGCCGCAACCUAUGGACCAACUAUUCUCUUAACAAGUGGACAGAUCGAUGUGUUUUUGACGAUUACGUCAAAAUGGUCAUUCAGUAUGGGUUCAUAACCAUUUUUGUUGUGGCGUUCCCGUUGGCUCCGGUUUUCGCUCUGGUGAAUAAUGUUUUCGAGACCCGCUUGGAUGCGAAGAAGUAUCUGCAGUUCUACAAACGGUCGAUUCCGAAACGGGUUCGAGACAUCGGCAUGUGGUACGAUAUCAUGGAUGUGAUCGCCAGAAUCGCCGUAGUGUCCAGUGCCUUCAUCAUCGCUUUCUCGUCCCACUUCAUCCCGCGGAUGGUGUACAUGAGCGUCGUCGGCAAGAACCACUCGGACGAAGGUUUCCUGAACCACAGCUUGGCGCGCUUCGCUGUGAAAGACUUCCAACAAGGUGUCGCACCCUUGGUCACCAAGUUUUCGGACCUCACCGAGUGCCGCUACCAGGAAUACCGGAAUCCUCCGGGUGCCGAUCGGCCCUACAAGCGCCCGCUCAUCUACUGGCACAUUUUCGCCUUCCGGUUUGCCUUCAUAGUGAUCUACCAGAACGUGGUCAGCAUCGUGCAGGGACUGGUCAGCUGGGUUAUUCCGGACACUCCGACGCAUCUGCGGGAGCAAAUCAAGCGGGAGCAGUAUGCGAUCAACCAGUUCAUCAUAAGCGAAGAGAAGAAGAAAGUCAAGGAAAAGGGCGAUCAUGCGAUGCAACAUCAGCACAUGAACGGGUUGACGACACAGAACCAGGUAGAAUGAACUGUGGAAUCCAUUAUACCUACUUGUUUAAAGAAGAUGCAUUCCUAAUACCCCACGUCAAUCUAAUUAAAACAAAAUCAAAGCUCCUGGCAACGCAUCUGUAAGUGAGUUAUUGGUAUCUAGUGCAUAGACGCAGUAGCGCUCGAACAAUUUCAAUUUUUAUGCUCUCUACGUAUUAAGUUCACUUACAUAUUUUUGAAUAAAUAAGAAUACAAAACAGA
Aedes albopictus (Asian tiger mosquito) is the source of this 2998-nucleotide messenger RNA. RefSeq names its product anoctamin-2-like. The coding region runs from base 135 to 2777 and encodes 880 amino acids. The record is from RefSeq and is a predicted model, not a curated record. Gene Ontology annotation, biological process: chloride transmembrane transport. The transcript has 6 exons. Gene Ontology annotation, molecular function: chloride channel activity; protein dimerization activity. Lineage: Eukaryota; Metazoa; Arthropoda; Insecta; Diptera; Culicidae. Gene Ontology annotation, cellular component: plasma membrane.